Cephus cinctus (wheat stem sawfly) is the source of this 3637-nucleotide messenger RNA. Its product is annotated as ankyrin repeat domain-containing protein 13C. Gene Ontology annotation, cellular component: cytoplasm. Lineage: Eukaryota; Metazoa; Arthropoda; Insecta; Hymenoptera; Cephidae. Gene Ontology annotation, molecular function: protein binding. The transcript is spliced from 9 exons. The record is from RefSeq and is a predicted model, not a curated record. Bases 885 to 2207 code for a protein of 440 amino acids.
CAAUGGUUACCAGUAUCCAAGUAUCCUUUGCACAGACAAAAUGGUGACACGCUGUUCUAUUAGGACAUCUAACUAGAGACGCGUAAAAAGGAUUUAUAUUCUACAUUAGACAUAUAGGUCAAUAUUUAUAUCAUGUCGAUUAAAAGUUGUUUCAAUUACGAAAAUAAUAUUUGCAAGCUAUAAUACGUCAGAUAGAAAUUGUUUUCUUGCACUACUUGCUUCCUACACUACUUUGACAGCUAUCAAUAUAUAGUUGUGACAAAACGUCCACUCCAUGUGAUUCCUCUGAUAAGUAUACUGACGUGACAAUGCACGUACGUAAAGUGUCAUUUAUUUUUUGAAGAGUAUUACACCAUAUUUCACUAUAAUUCUAUAAUUUCUUAUGAAAGCAAGCGAUAUUCGAGCAAGACACGAUGUUUUUAGGACGCUUAGUAGCUCAGUGUGCACUUGUGUAAAAACAAAUACUUCACGAGUUUGCCAAAAAAAUAAUCACGAUCUCUCGUCAGCUGAUAAAAUUCACAAUUCAAUCAUGUUCACGACGCUAAAUUAACAGCUCCCACGGUACUGUACUUCUGCUGGUUUCCAAUUGUGAUUUGAAGUUUCUUACAUGUCUUAUGCCUGGAGCUCAUAAUCCAAAAGCUAAUGAUAACGGACGGUUAAUAAAGAGUCAAAAGCCAAGUUUAGUGCAAAUAUGUCACGCAUCAAGUUAUUCCUGGCCAGAAAAGUAAAUGAAAAUGCAACCAUCGUUUAACAACAAUUGCAGCGGAGAGGCACAGACAAGAAUGUUUCUCUUUGAAGUUGCUCUACAAUUAUCAAGCUCAGCUACGUAGACAUCCUUGUCAUCAACCUAGCCACCACUGCCAUAAUCUGCAACAAGACCGAUCAUGGCUGAUGCAUCUGCCAAAGAUCAGUAUCCUCUUCACAGAUGUAUAUUCGAAGGAGAUAUCAAAGGGUUAAGCUUACUAAUCAGGACACAUGAUGUUUCAGAAAAAGAUAACCAAGGAAAUACGCCCUUGCAUUUGGCUGUUAUGUUAGGAAGAAAAGAGUUUGUCCAGUUGUUGCUUGCACAUGGGGCAUCCGUAAAGAUUAAGAAUCUGGCUGGAUGGAGCCCUUUGGCAGAAGCUAUCAGUUAUGGCGAUAGACAAACCAUAUCAUCUUUAGUAAGAAAAUUAAAGCAACAAGCAAGGGAGCAGAUGGAGGAAAGGAGACCAAAUUUGGUUACUGCAUUGCGGCAGAUGGGAGACUUUUACAUGGAACUUAAAUGGGAUUUUCAGAGUUGGGUACCCUUGGUAUCUAGAAUACUGCCAUCAGACAUCUGUAGAAUACAUAAAAGUGGAGCGUCGAUAAGAAUGGAUACCACACUUGUAGAUUUCAAUGAUAUGAGAUGGGAAAGGGGUGACAUAUCUUUCAUCUUUAAUGGAGAUCAAAAGCCGAGCAAAUCACUCACUGUCCUCGACAAUAAGGCCAAACUCUAUCAGAGAGUUAAAUAUGAGGAGACUGAACUUGAGAUAGAGGAUGAAAUCGAUAUUCGCAUGUCCAGUGACAUCAUGGCAGUUCAAAUGUCAACGAAAGGUAUCACAUUCUCAAGAGCGCAGACUGGAUGGAUUUUCAGAGAAGAUAAAAGAGAAAUGGUUGGUCCUUUUCAAGCCGAUUUCUAUCAGAUAAAUGGCAUGGUGUUGGAGAGUAGAAAAAGACGAGAGCACCUGAGUGAGGAGGACCUUCAAAAAAAUAAAGCCAUUAUGGAGUCCUUGACAAAAGGGAGUUCUCAAGGUUUCACAAACGGGGAGCAGCCUCCAUUGAGAAGAGCUUCGUUAAACCCACCACCGGAGUCUAGCAUCACUUGGGAGGAGUACCUUGCCGCAUCACCCGGUGAAUGCCCUCUGCUGGGCAGAUGCCAUGUAUACAAAGAGAGCAGCAAGUCAUUCAAGGCGACAGUGGCUAUGAGCCCGGACUUUCCAUUGACAGUUGGCAUGUUGCUUAACGUCUUGGAAGUCAUCGCACCAUUCAAGCACUUUAGCAAAUUGCGACAAUUCGUCUUGAUGAAACUGCCACCCGGGUUCCCUGUCAAGAUUGACAUACCCAUUCUACCCACGGUCACAGCGAAAAUAACAUUUCAAGAGUUCGCCUUUAGAAACGAUAUCGAUCCAGAAUUGUUUCAAGUACCGUCAGACUACUUUGAAGAUCCCAUGAGGUUUCCAGACUUCUGACGCUUCGACAGCCUAACACUAAUUGAGGUCAAUUAUCGGACCUAUCUGGGACUUGCUCGUUUUCUGCUUGGGGAACGCCUAACAGUCGAGUUUCCGUGUUGCAUCAGCCUCGGCAGCAUCUGUUACAGUCGCUGCGUCCAGCUCAUCGAGUAACACGCUGUAAUACAUCCAUACUUAAGUACGAAGAGUGUUGAAUAGCGGAUAUGGAGAAAAAACUGGACCUGCAGAGUCGUCGAUCAUCAAUUUUUGUGACCUCCUUCUUCUGGCUUUACGAUAAACAGCGACAUGCGAAUCGAUCAGUCGACAUUCAGUACUCUUCGUUCGAGAAAUUCGUCAGUGUUCACAUUGUCAUCGAGAGCAUCGCGCCCAUCAUAAUUUCUAACUCCCACUGCUCGAGUAACAAUUGGCUCGCCACUAUAUAACUUAACUGUCAACCCCUGACAAGCAAUAAUGGCAUUUGACUGAGCAUCUGGGAGCAAGCAACUUAAUUGAGCUCAACGCUGGGCUUUAAAAUGUCCAAAAGAUAAUCGAGAAGUCUGAUUUUUGCGCAUGUCUAAGCGCCACGAAAUUAUUUCUUCGUACGCUGACAAAGAAGUUUUAAUCAAAGUGCAAUCAUCAUCUGUCAUUUACAAUCGUUACACUUUUAUUGAAAUGACUGUAGCACCGACUUUCGUUGCUGACUCUUUUUUUUAUUUAUUUAUUUUUUUUUAAAUUAAUACUUACGAUCACAGUUAUGCGCAUACUUGACGAGAUCAUUUUUGAAAUUACAGGUAAGUUUGUGACAGUAGAUUUGCAAGAAACGUUUUUACAAGACAUAGGUAAAUGCGUUGUACUGUAAAAUAUUAUGCUCUUAAAGAACAAAAUUUUAUCCGUUCUUUUUCAUUUAUUCGAUAAUAAUGUUACAGUAUUUCAAUUUGGAAAGAAUUUUCAUCUUGAAAAGAAAAUGACAUUUGCAGGCGUACCUUUAGUUAACGCGUUUGUCCGUUCGCUUUUGCGCUAAAAAAUCAGGCAAAAGGUGUACUUUCUUAAAACUAUUGAGAGUUCUCAUGCACUUUCCUCGCCAUACUAUCGUCGAAUUUUUCUUCGAAGCCAAUGGAAAAAUGGAAAGCGGCAGCGGUGCUGUUGUCCUAACGUUUUUCGAAUCGUUAUUAUUCAUUAUUCAAUAUGCCGAUGGAUUUUUUUCACCAUUGUCCAAAUUUAUUCGCUAUACUCAGGCAUAACAAUGUACGCGUAACUCCUUUCCCUGUGUAAAGUGUGUCGUGCUCGAGCUUACUUUGUUCUUAUUAUACGUCAGUGUGAAAUGAUUAGGUAAUUAGCGAUUAAGAAAAAUUAUGCCAUUCAAUGCCUCGAUGAUAAAGUGUUCCCUAUAGCCUCAAACUAUAUUUUUAAAUAAUCAUGCAGGUUGUCGUACUCGACAGUGUAUCACGAAA